Messenger RNA from Exophiala xenobiotica, 1376 nucleotides. RefSeq lists its product as uncharacterized. The record is from RefSeq and is a predicted model, not a curated record. Gene Ontology annotation, molecular function: ubiquitin binding. Lineage: Eukaryota; Fungi; Ascomycota; Eurotiomycetes; Chaetothyriales; Herpotrichiellaceae. Gene Ontology annotation, biological process: ubiquitin recycling; proteasome-mediated ubiquitin-dependent protein catabolic process. The transcript has 2 exons. The coding region runs from base 15 to 1256 and encodes 413 amino acids. Gene Ontology annotation, cellular component: nucleus; cytoplasm.
CCUGUCCAUGCGCAAUGGCGGGCUUUGGCGUGUCCGAUCAACCAGGCAACUACUUUCAGACCGAUUCAUCAUUGGAAGAACGUGACCGGAAAGGCCGCAAAGCCGCAAAUACGCAAGGGAAUCCAGUCAAAUUUCCCUCCAAGAUCCUAGCAGUGGGCGUCAACUACUUCUUUGACCCCAGCGGAGAUGUUGUUUUUGUUGCCGAAGCUGGAGGCUCAGUGACCGGCUUACGGUUGUCUACCAAUGAAUUAUCGACUACUCCAAGAGGCCCCCAGGCGCCAUUGACAAGCCUCGCUUUUCAUGCCGUCAAGACGCCUCAGGACCCUUUUACUACCAUGCACGUCUUUGCUGGUUGCUGGGAUAAGUCCGUAUGGAAGUACACCUUCCGGUUUGCCGAGGGGACCAUGCAAGGACGGACUGUCACCGACUACACUUCAUUUCCGGCUCAUCGAGAUUUCGUCAAGUGCCUGGUUGUGGUUCAGACUCCAGACAAAACAGAUAUUCUGAUAACAGGUGGAACUGAUGGCGAUGUACGAUUCUGGUCAUUAGAUGGACAAUCUAUUGGAUUUAUCAAUCCCGACUGUCGCGCUAUUGAGUCUCUCGUCAUGGACCCUCUGUCUUCACCAGAUGCACCCAUCGUCAUGUUCUCAACCUCUAAGCAAGAAAUCUUCUCCUUCACAGUUCCCAGUUUAUCUGACAUAAAAUCCUCUAAGAUCCAGCUGUCCGGGCCAAUUGUCGCCCACGAAACAAGCGUGUACAAGUUACAUUUUGACGACGACGGAGACUUAUGGACAGCGUCCGCGGACAAGACAGCGCGACAGCUGUCCCGGGAUGAUGGUUGGAAGCCGGUGACGACCCUUCAACAUCCAGAUUUUGUUCGAGAUGUGGUGACGCAUGACGCAUAUGGCUGGGUCAUUACCGCGUGCCGGGACGAGGAGAUACGUGUUUGGAACAAGGCGACCAGUGACCUCCACCACGUAUUCUCCGGGCAUUACGAGGAGGUCACUGGCUUGGCGCUGUCGGAAGAUGUACUUGUCAGUGUGAGCAUUGAUGCAACGCUACGAAGAUGGAGCCUUGCACCAGCCGAUCUUCGACGGGCGGUAGAGGAGGCCAAGAACCCUGCACUGCUUGAAGCAGACCCGGAACCCAAGCUUGACAUGUCGCUACUGACUGAGGAAGAAGAGGCUGAGCUGCGCGCAUUGAUGGAGUCGGAAGAGCAAGAGAUACUGGAGAAGAUGGUCCUUGAUGAGCAAUGAUGGAGAUGUCCUCGCUAGGUUUGAUCGAGGUGGAUCUACCGUAGUGCUGGUAGUGGUAUGCCGAACUCUUCUUAUCACGCCUCUAGCUUAGAUAAGCCAAUAUGGUGAUAUCGAUUCUCG